Monascus purpureus is the source of this 1557-nucleotide messenger RNA. The record is from the annotation of a GenBank genome assembly. NCBI's taxonomy places the organism in Eukaryota, Fungi, Ascomycota, Eurotiomycetes, Eurotiales, Aspergillaceae.
AUGAUUCUCUCAGUGCUUCUCUCGCCGUAUGCCCUCGUCGCUGCCAUUAUCCUAUAUUACCUCGUUCCUUACCUGCAGAGAUGGAGACUACGGGAUAUACCUUCCGCUGGAGGGGGUUUGGCAGCGUUCACUAAUCUGUGGUUGUUGUACCAGGCGCGUAAAGGUCGACGGUACCUGGCCGUCGACGAGGCGCAUAAGAAGUAUGGAAAAAUGGUCCGGAUCCAACCAAACCACGUCUCUGUAGCAGACGAUGCUGCCAUCAAUGCCAUCUACGGGCAUGGGAAUGGGUUUCUGAAGACCGAGUUCUACGACGCCUUCGUCUCCAUCCGGCGCGGGCUGUUCAACACCAGAGACAGAGCAGAACAUACCCGCAAGCGGAAGAUCGUAUCGCACACCUUCAGCGCAAAGUCCGUCGGCCAGUUCGAGGAGUACAUCCAUGCUAACAUUGAGCUGUUCGUGAAGCAGUGGACGCGACUGUCCGAUGGCGCAAAGGCCACCAACGGCUACGCGUCCAUCGAUGCCCUCAACUGGUUCAAUUAUCUUGCCUUCGAUGUCAUCGGGGAUCUUGCCUUCGGCGCCCCUUUCGGCAUGCUCGCGUCUGGCAGGGACAUGGCGGAAAUCCGGAUGUCAGGAGACUCGAAAUCCCCACCGUCGUAUGUACAGGCCGUCGAGGUGCUGAAUCGCCGUGGCGAGGUAUCUGCUGCGCUGGGAUGCUUACCGGUUCUGAAGCCAUUCGCUAAGUAUCUCCCCGACCGAUUCUUCCGCGACGGGAUCCAAGCUGUCGAGCACUUGGCUGGGAUUGCCAUCGCACGAGUCAGCGAGCGAGUGAAGCCCGAAGUCAUGGAGAAGAACACGCGCGUCGACCUCCUGGCUAGGUUGAUGGAAGGGAAAGAUGCCAACGGUAAUAAAAUGGGCCGCGAAGAACUUACUGCUGAGGCUUUGACGCAACUGAUCGCCGGAUCGGACACAACGUCCAACACGGCCUGCGCUGCCUUGUACUGGGUAUUGAAAACGCCUGGUGUCCUCCAGAAACUACGAAUGGUCCUGGAUGAAAGCAUCCCUGCCGAUGUCGAAGUCCCCAGUUUUGCUAUGGUGAAAGAUAUUCCUUAUGUGCAAUGGACCCUCUACGAGGUAAUGCGUAUGCAUAACACCUCAUCUCUCGGACUCCCUCGCCAGAUCCCACCCGGCAAGCCCCCGGUUUCCAUCUGCGGCCACACAUUUUACCCCGGUGACAUCCUGUCCGUACCAACAUACACCAUCCACCGCUCGCGCGAGAUCUGGGGCCCCGAUGCAGAAUCCUUUGUUCCAGAACGCUGGGCUCCAGAACGACUGACAAGUCGUCAGAAGGCGGCUUUCAUCCCGUUCAGCACGGGGCCGAGGUCCUGCGUCGGUCGAAACGUGGCUGAGAUGGAACUUACUGUGGUCUUUGGAACGGUCUUCCGGUUGUUUGAAUUUGCAUCUCCCGUUGCCCUGAAGAUGGAUACGAGAGAGGGGUUCCUGAGGAAGCCUCUGGGGUUGGAAGUGGGUAUGAAGAGGAGAGAGAAGUAUCGCCGGUAG